Messenger RNA from Gavialis gangeticus (Gharial), 1387 nucleotides. RefSeq names its product outer dense fiber of sperm tails 3 like 2 (gene CIMAP1D). The coding region runs from base 236 to 1054 and encodes 272 amino acids. The record is from RefSeq and is a predicted model, not a curated record. NCBI's taxonomy places the organism in Eukaryota, Metazoa, Chordata, Crocodylia, Gavialidae. The transcript has 4 exons. Gene Ontology annotation, cellular component: cytoskeleton.
GAGCUGUAGAUAAGCUUUCAGUGGCACAGAAAGCCCCCCCCCCGCCCCGUAUCUGUUUCCAGGGAGCCUGCUUUGUGUCAAAGGAUCAGUGCCCGAGUGUCAGCAGCGCAAAGAGACUUAGGUUUCACAGCAGCAGGCACUCAGGGGGCUCCUCUUUGCUGUCAUACCAGACGUUCUUGUCCCACCCGUGCCGUUAACACGGGCACCGCACAUCGGAGGGUGCCAGGCCGGGAGCAUGUCCCGAGCAAGGCUCUCAAAGCAUCGUCUCCACUUGGGCUUCCACGCUGCGGCCAGGUUGCAAGAGGCAGAGCACAGGAAGGCACCCAUGAUCGCUGCCCGGGAGACCGGCCCCGGCCCAGGACGGUACAGCCUGCCUCCUACCAUUGGGUUUGUCAACCAUGACUACACCCGGUUAACCAGCCCAGCUUACUCCCUCCACAGGCGGCUUGACGACAGCGCGUACCUGAAAGACGCCAGCCCGGGUCCCUGCUAUUACGUGGAGCCACAGCUCACCCGCUUCGGCAGGGCCAGGGGCCCAGCUUACUCCAUGAGGGCGCGGGCCAAGCCCCGAGGGCACCCGCAGACCCCCGGGCCGGGUGCGUACAGCCCAGAGAAAGCCCCGCCAACCACCCGGCGCCAGGCACCGUCCUUCAGUAUGGGCGCGCGCACCCCGUGCCGCGUGACGGACCCUGUCCCCGCGCCCAACCGCUACGCCCUGCCCUCCCUGCUGGGCGCGCGGGUCCCUGCCAAGCCCUCCAGCCCCAGCUUCACCAUCUCUGGGCGGCACCAAAAAGGCAGCUACUCCGAAGACCUGGCACAGACGCCCGGGCCAGGCCGGUACAACAGCACGGAUCCCAGCACCUACCUGCGCCGGCCGCCUGCCUUCUCCAUGCUGGGCCGACGCGCUGCCCCCAAGCCGGCUUUCCAGACGCCGGGUCCGGGCACGCACAGCCCCGAGAAGGCGACUGCUCACAGGAUCCGGGCCCCAGCCUAUUCCCUGGGUGUCCGGCACUCUGAUUUCCUCACCCCUCUCAUCGUGGAUAUUUCCCAGUGAUGCAGCAGUGGAGCAGGCUCAGCUGGAGGCUUUGAUGCACCUUCCUGGAAGGACCCUCCUUGGCUCCAAGUGCCGGGAGCCCCUUGGGAGCUGUUCCCCGUGCCCGGUGCCCAUUGCUGCACCCAUAUGGCUCUUCCGAGCUGCCCAUCCCCACAUCACUACAGGUAGCCUGGGAUAUCUCUCAGCAGCAGAGACUCCCCACCUGGGGGGACACAAGGGAGCCCCCCUGCUCACGGCUGCUUGCCCCCAUGGCUCAGGAAACCACCUCCACCAUCUUGAGGUCUAAUUUCCCCUUUGGCGCCCAACGUUGCUUUAUUAAACAGGCCGGCAGUG